AUGGAUGGUCGUCUCCCCAUUAAGGACCUGUGCUGCAGUCUCAAAUCUUCAGAGGACAUAGACCACUUAUAUAUCACAGUGAGUUUACUGUCCUUAGUUGUCACAGCAUGUGGACUUGCUUUGUUUGGGGUCUCUCUAUUUGUGUCCUGGAAACUUUGUUGGGUUCCUUGGCGAGAACGUGGCCUACUUGGAAACAAAGACAAGCAGGAAUCCCAGAACUAUACAGAUACCGAGACCAAUGACCUUGAAUACAAUGAGGAUUACCUGGGACGUCCUGCUACCUACCCAGACUCUUCCAUGAAGAUUAGCCACACCUCUCCUGACAUUCCAUUGGAUGCCAAGGCAGGGACCAAGGAGAACUGUGUUCACAAUGUCCGGAUGCAUCGACAAAUCACAGAACCAACUCCUUCUGCAAGGCACAACUCAAUUCGACGGCAGCUGAAUCUCUCAAACCCAGACUUCAACAUUCAACAGAUCCAAAAGCAGGAGCAGCUGACUGGGAUUGGGCGCAUCAAGCCAGAGUUGUAUAAACAAAGAUCUGUGGACACAGACGAUGGGCGGAGAAAUAAUAGCAAGUCUUGUGGAAGACUUAACUUUAUUGUGAAAUAUGACUGUGACUUAGAACAACUGAUGGUGAAGAUUCACAAAGCUGUCAACCUUCCUGCAAAGGAUUUUUCUGGAACUUCGGAUCCUUACGUCAAGAUCUACUUGCUUCCAGAUAGGAAGACAAAACACCAGACUAAAGUACAUAGAAAGACCCUAAACCCAGUAUUUGAUGAAGUUUUUUUAUUUCCUGUUCCUUACAAUGAUUUGAGUUCAAGGAAACUCCAUUUUUCUGUGUAUGACUUUGACCGAUUCUCCAGGCAUGAUUUGAUCGGCCAAGUGAUCGUGGAUAAUUUUUUAGAGUUGUCAGACUUUCCCAGGGAGUGUAACAUGUGGAAGGACAUCGAAUAUGUGACCAAUGAUAAAGUAGAUCUUGGAGAGUUGAUGUUUUCACUUUGCUAUCUUCCAACUGCUGGUAGACUAACAAUUACUAUAAUAAAAGCAAGAAAUUUAAAAGCAAUGGACAUAACGGGAGCAUCAGAUCCCUAUGUGAAAGUUUCUCUAAUGUGUGAAGGGAGGAGAUUGAAGAAGAGGAAGACAUCCACCAAAAGGAAUACUCUCAAUCCUGUUUACAAUGAAGCCAUAGUAUUUGAUGUCCCUCCAGAAAGCAUUGACCAAAUCAGUUUAUCUAUAGCAGUUAUGGAUUAUGACCGUGUAGGUCACAAUGAGGUCAUUGGAGUCUGUCAGGUAGGCAACGAUGCAGAAAGCCUUGGGCGAGACCACUGGAACGAAAUGCUCUCAUAUCCUCGGAAACCAAUUGCUCAUUGGCAUCCACUUGCAGAGGGCCCUAUUCAGCAGAAAUGUUAUGCGGGCCUUCUGCGCAUGGAUGGCUGCCGAAGAGGCUUCCUCACUCUUUUAACCUAUUCAGCAGAAAUUUGGCAUUCCUGUUGAACCCUUUCUUAGCCAUUUUCUCAGGGGCCAUUCCGCAGAGAGUCCAAAGGGGUAAAGGCAUCCCUUUAGUUCCAUUAUUCGACCCUCCUCCCCGCCUUCCAGCACCAGAAUAGAUUAACUGUAAACCACACAAUGCAAAACCCUGUUUUGUUAGAUACAAGUGUACCUUUGUGUCUGAGGCUCUCUGUAGUUUGAUUUUAACACAGAUACCUCUGUCUUAUCAGUAACACCCCAUAUUGCCAUCUAUUCCUCACCAGCUGAUUGCAUUGUUGUGUUGUCUCCAUCUAGGUGGUAAACUCAUAUUCAUAUAUGUUUUCAAAUUCAUGGGACAAUGUGUUUAAUUUUUGUUUCAGUUCUUGGAAAGAUGGACUUGCUCUGUUUUAUGUUCCUUAUCCUACUGUCUGUUAGUCCAGCAUUCAUACUUUUCAUGGAUAUACAUCCCCCCAUUCAUAAAGUAUGGAUUAGAAUGUCUUUAUGAUAUGAAAGUUUCCUAAGUUGUGUUUGUCACCCUUUCAACAAUCAGUAGCAGCUACUAGAUAACUCAUGCAAAGCUAAGAAAGUAAUACUGUGCCAAUGUUGUAGCUCUAUGAUUUAGCAUAUAAUGGUCAAAAUCCUGUUAGGCCCAGUGGUGUCUUUUUUGGCCAGUUGCAGCAAGGUAGGAAGUUAGUGGAGGCCUUUACUGUUGCAUGCUGAAUUCUGCAAUUCAGCACACAAAGGUCUAUAAUAUUUAUGCUUGUUGCAUUAUGCUGGCAUAGAAAACUCAAUAGGAUUCUGACCCAUAUGCAAUUAAAAAUGAGUAGGGACUCAGUAGUGUACAGUACAUGUGUAUACUACUCCCAUCAUAGCAUUUUGAAAAUUGGGGUUUUGUAGAUUGUCCUGACCCCAUGCGGUGAGUAGAUUAUGGUAACAGGAGGCAAGUCCAGUUAAGCAAAAAGAAAGAGUUAAAAACAAUGAUGUUUGUUCAUCAGACAUACAUUCUAAACUGCAGCAAAGUGACAUAGAUUUAUGUUGUGUCCAGACUCAAUGUUAUUAUAUGAUAGUUUUUAAUCGUAUUUUGUUAUUUAGAUUACAAUUUGUUUGGCCUAAUUAGGAUUUGUUAUAUUUACUUUACAGCACUCUUCUUAAAGGGCCUGAAAAACUUGAGCCCUACAUCAUCUCCUUUUUGGAAAGGCUGAAUAAACUGUAGUCCAAUUAACAAAUCUUAGGGAGGGAUUUCCCACAGAGCUGCAACAAUUCAUCCUCAUCCGGGAAGAAACCGCCCAUUUAAGCACUUCUUACAUGGCAGUCAACAAUGAUAAACCAAGAGAUGGAAGUGCUAUCAGGCUUCUAUUGGAGUGUAUCUAGACCAAAACAGCUUUGCUGUCUUAUUUUAAGGGUGAGGAUUGAAAUGUUUUUUCUGAAUCUGAUUCUAAAGGGCCAGCAGUUGAGUGUGCCUGAUGGCAACAACAGUCACCACUAAGUUUACAACAAAAGAAAGGAAGACAAAGAAAUCCAAAAUUCCCAGUAAUCCUGCUUUUGGAAACACUAUCUAGUCUUGAAAAGAUUUAGACUGUUUUUAUUUGGUUUGUGAUAGCAUGUUCCAUUUUUGAAUAAAAACUCCCAGGAAUUAGAGAACUAUGCUUCUCAUAGGCCAAGGGAAUAGGGGUUGGUAUGCACAUUUGCAUUAAAAUGCAAGUGUGAUGAAGCCUGUAAUUUAGUCCUUGCUCCAUGGUUUCCCUGCUGCCCCAACUGUGCUGGUUCUUGGGUAACAGUGCUAGCAGCAGGAAGAGCAGAGAGCAGAGAAGUCUCAGUUCUCAUCACCUUGCAGCAGACAAUACGCAGGUUCAUUUGUUUCAGCUUGUGCAAAAUAGGUGGAAUAGGGUCUACCCUGCUUGUUGCUAGUAUUCUGUAACAAGGGCUGAGUAAUAAGGGCUGCAAAUAAUGAGCAUAGCUAGCUUUUUCUCUUGAGUAUGGGUUUUUAAUGAGAAUCAUGGACAUGGUAGAAAACCUGUUGCUUUCCAACCUGAUACUGAUGAGAUCAGUUAGCUGUGCAGUUUGUUUCCUGUAUGAAUAGGCUGCAUGGAACAACAUACCAACAUUAUGAUGGGUUGCGCUGAAAUAAAGAUUCAAUUUAGGGCAAAUUGAAGGAGCUGUUGGCCUGAAUUCUAUUGGUUAUUUACCCAGGCAGAAGUAUUGCAGCGUAAAAAUGCAGCAGCAAAUUGUCACUAGUUAAGAAGUUGCUGCUUGUCUGGCUUCUUGCCUGCUAAAUUGCUUGAUUGGUCCAUAAUGAGGAAUAUCAGCAGAGACUCAUUAACUCAUUACACUUUGCCCUGUAAUUAAUGUCACUGAACACCAGCAUAAACAAUCAAUAGGAUUCUGGCCAUUUCGUUGUCAUUGUUGUACCAGAUUCAAAGUAAAUAGCAUCAUGACUAAUACAGACUAGUUUUCAUAGAAACACAAGAAAAAAAAUCAAUUUGACAAGCUUCACUGUGCAGUCUCAGCUCUCAGGUUCCUUUCUGAAGAAUACCCCAGUCUAGUUUUUACAUUUCCUUCUUCUUCACUGACUUUAUGCACUACACAUUAGACUCCUAGGUGGCAUCUUGUCAAAUGCAAAAUGCAUCUCCCAAUGGAAAACAUUUAGGAGGUACAGUUGCUGCUCUUAGCAGAAUUUUUCACUGUACAGUGGACCCUUGACUUACAGACGGCUUGACUU
Messenger RNA from Pogona vitticeps (central bearded dragon), 4186 nucleotides. NCBI's taxonomy places the organism in Eukaryota, Metazoa, Chordata, Lepidosauria, Squamata, Agamidae. The record is from RefSeq and is a predicted model, not a curated record.